This is a messenger RNA of Helobdella robusta, 2214 nucleotides long. RefSeq lists its product as hypothetical. Gene Ontology annotation, molecular function: protein serine/threonine phosphatase activity; cation binding. Bases 1 to 2214 code for a protein of 737 amino acids. Gene Ontology annotation, biological process: protein dephosphorylation. The record is from RefSeq and is a predicted model, not a curated record. NCBI's taxonomy places the organism in Eukaryota, Metazoa, Annelida, Clitellata, Rhynchobdellida, Glossiphoniidae. The transcript is spliced from 12 exons.
AUGGGAUCCUAUCUAAGCGCUCCCGUCAGGGAAAAAGUAUCUGACGAUUGGAAUGGGGAUAAGUUGAUUUACGGUGCUUCCUCUAUGCAGGGAUGGAGGAUCAGUCAAGAAGAUGCCCACAAUUGUUGCGUAGACUUUGAUCAAGCUUCCGACACAUCUCUGUUUGCCGUUUAUGAUGGACAUGGGGGGGCAGAGGUGGCUCUGUACACAGCAAACACUUUUCCAGAUUUUUUAAAAUCCCAUUCACUGUACAAGAAAGGACUCUUAGAUGAGGCUUUGAAGGAAGCCUUCGUAGAUUUUGAUGCUACCCUGACUGACGAAAGUGUUGUCAAACAGUUGAGAGACUUGGCAGGGAUUGAUCAGGUGGGGGAUAGAGAGGCCGAGGAUGAAGAAGAAGUAACUUCUGAAGUAUCUCUUCUAAGGGAGGAAGCCACCAUGCCAAUAGACAAACUGAUGGAGAGGUUUGCCUGUGGGGCUGUUCCUACCAGCAAACUGCUCACUAAUCUUGCAAAAUCAAAAAAAUUUCAAUCGCCAACCAUCAGACCAAAGAAGCCAAACCUGCUGGCUACAGGUGAUGCCAAUGGCGACGAUGAAGAAAAAAAUGACGAUUGUUCUGUGAAGUCAAAUAUGAAUGAGAAGACAUUAAACGGGGUAGCAGCAGAAUUUGGUGACCAGACCUCAGAGGCCACAGAUUCAACAAAAAACCUCCCCUCCGACGUCAACAAUUUAUCAAAAUCUGAACUUGACGACCGAAAUAUUGUGGACAGUAGUAAAACAGACAUUAAGAAGGAUGAGAAAAAGGUUGAAGUCAAGGUGAGCUCCUCCGAUGUUGACAUGCAGGUGGAAAACAAAACUGAAAAUGCCAACAAAAAUGAAGUAGUAGUUGGUAGUAGUAGUGGCUGCAGUAGUAGUGGCAGUAUUAUCAACAAAAAAUCCAAUGAUAUUGUGUCUGGUGAUAGUAAAGGAUAUGGAAGCAGCAGUAGUUGUGGUACUGGUAGUGGUAGUAAGCUUAAAGGUCAAGGAUCUUCUGAAGCAGAGGCAAUUAAGGCUUCAUGUUCGACUGGUAAAUCCAAUGAUGAUGAUGACGACGACGAUUCAGAUGAUGAUGAGGACGAUUCAGAGGCUGAGAUGAACGAUGAUGACGACGACGACGAUGAGGAGCAUGACAAAUGGAAGGCUCCAGAAGAUAGUGAAGAUGAUGAUGAUAGUGAAGAAGAUGAUGAUGAAAAAAGCUUCAUAAAGUUAUUCAAAAGUUGUGAUGACGACGACGAGGAGGAAGAUGGAGAGGAUGAGGAGGAUGAAGAGGAACACGAAGAUGUACUCAGCAUUGGGGAUAAGCCUGGAUCAGAUAGUGGAUGCACAGCUGUUGUUGCCUUGCUCAGGGGGAAGGAUUUGUAUGUGGCUAAUGCUGGAGAUUCCAGGUGCGUCGUGUGUCGAGGUGUGAAAGCAUUCGACAUGUCCAUCGACCACAAACCGGAGGAUGACAUUGAGACGCAGAGAAUUCACAAGGCGGGUGGUAAAAUAACGUGCGACGGUAGAGUCAACGGGGGCCUCAAUCUUUCCAGGGCCAUUGGCGACCACGUUUACAAACGCAACACAAAGUUGGAGUUGAAAGAUCAGAUGAUAACAGCUCUACCAGACAUCAAACAUAUCACACUGACCGAUGAAGAUAAAUUCAUGGUGCUUGCUUGUGAUGGUAUAUGGAAUGUACUAACCAGUCAGGAUGUAGUAGAUUUUGUAUUGAACAGACUGCAACGAGGAGCCACCAAAAUGUCCGCCAUUUGUGAAGAGUUGUUUGAGAUGUGCCUGGCCCCGGACACAUCGGGCGACGGAACCGGAUGCGACAACAUGACGUGUGUCAUCGUCAGGUUCAAUGACGCCGUCGUAGAAACCGACCACACAAACGUCCUCAAAGCUGACGCGAUCGUCGAGGAGAUCACCAGCAAAAUCGAGAAGGAGAGAAAGUUAAAUCAAAUUAAACAGCAAAUCAUCCUUGGUGGCGAAGAAAUCAUAAGUGAGGCUGGCGUUGGUUUCAAACAGGCGGUCAGCAACGGAGCUGUUAAACGCAAACAGACCGACGUCGACGACGGCAAUGAGGACGACUAUGAGGAUGAAGAUGUCGGCGCUAGUGGUGACGCCAAAAACGAUGACAGCCGGAAAAAACAUAGUGCGAAUGCCAAAAGACUGAAAAAAGAUUUAGAAUCCAGUGUCUGA